UUUGCGACCGUUACAACAGAAAGUUGAUUCGAAGCGGAGCGAUUCGUGGACUCGUUGUUAUCGUGUCGUCGUCGUUUUGUCGUUGAUUUCCGUUUGUGCAUGCAGCCAGAGCCAGGUCUUGACUUGAUUCUCGACUAGGCCUAGUAUCGAAAUCGAAACCGAAGUCGGUUAAUGGAAAAUAAACAAACAAACAAAGCACUCGUUUUGUUUGCCGCGCAUUAAAAAAAAUCUAAAACCUUGUCUGCUAAUCUUGGUGUUAUAAAAUGAGUAUUACCUAAAGUUAAAAAACAAGAAUAUGUCAGUGCGGUUUUAAAAUACAUAAUAUUUAACCAACAGUUGAAAAUAGUCAACUUGAGAAGUGCAAGAAAAGUAAAAACAAAACCAUCUUAACAAAAGUGUAUAGUGCGAGCGCAUUAAAGUGAUUUUCACAGCUUCGAAGCAUUGGGAUAAGCAAAAAGCCAGCAAAAUUUACUGCUUUGGAAACUCCAAUUUCAACAUAAACACCGAGACCGAAACCGGCAGCACCAUCAACCCCCCAGCGGCACCACCCACCUCCAGAUUCUGCACCACCAGCACCACCCCCAAAACAGUGCUAGUAUGCUGUUCGAGAAUCCGGCGGUUGCGGCCAAGUUGCCCUUUCCGUACAACGUGCCACCGCCUCUGCAGGCGGCGGCAGCAGCAGCAGCGGCUGUCCCAAAUCUAAGCAAUCCCAUGGAGAACGCGGCCGCAGCAGCCGCCGCUGCAGCAGCAGGACUCAUAGAUCCGCACCACAACCGCGACUUGCACCAGGCCCUGGUGGCCUCGAUAGCCAACAAUGGCGUGGCCUCCAUUGGCGGCGGACUGACCACAGCGGCGGUGCUCAAGAGUGCCGCCCAGCAGUCGCAGCAGACGGUGCAACAGACCCCCAACUCCGUGGUGGUUUCCGCUGGACAGGAUCAGCCCAGCCAGGAGCAGGCUCAGCAGGCCGCUCUGGCGCUGCUCAAGGAGAACGUAAAUGCUUCAGCCGGAGCGGGACAGAAUAACGGUCAGACCGCUAUGGGGGGCAGCAACAAGAGCGGCUCCUCCGGCAGAUCCACGCCCAGCUUGAGCGGAGGCAGUGGCUCGGAUCCCGCACCCGGAAAGCUGUUCGUUGGGGGCCUCAGCUGGCAGACAUCGUCAGACAAACUCAAGGAAUACUUCAACAUGUUCGGCACCGUCACUGAUGUGCUCAUCAUGAAGGAUCCCGUCACCCAGCGCAGUCGCGGCUUUGGUUUCAUCACAUUCCAAGAACCCUGCACCGUGGAGAAGGUUCUCAAGGUGCCCAUUCACACGCUCGACGGCAAGAAGAUCGAUCCGAAGCACGCCACCCCAAAGAACCGACCGCGCCAGGCCAACAAGACCAAGAAGAUCUUCGUCGGCGGCGUCUCGCAGGACACCUCCGCGGAGGAGGUGAAGGCCUACUUCAGCCAGUUCGGACCCGUCGAGGAGACGGUCAUGCUGAUGGACCAGCAGACGAAGCGCCACCGCGGCUUCGGGUUCGUCACCUUCGAGAACGAGGACGUGGUGGAUCGCGUCUGCGAGAUCCACUUCCACACCAUCAAGAACAAGAAGGUCGAGUGCAAGAAGGCGCAGCCAAAGGAGGCGGUCACCCCGGCCUCCCAGCUCAUCCAGAAGCGCAUCAUGCUGGGCACAUUGGGCGUGCCGCUGCCCACCGCCACGGGCCAGUUGAUCGGAGCCCGGGGCGCCGGCGUGGCCGCCAUGAAUCCGCUGGCCAUGCUCCAGAAUCCCACGCAGCUGCUGCAAUCCCCGGCAGCCGCCGCCGCCGCCCAGCAGGCCGCUCUCAUAUCACAGAAUCCGUUUCAAGUACAAAACGCCGCCGCCGCAGCCUCGAUGGCCAAUCAGGCGGGCUUCGGCAAGCUGUUGACCACAUAUCCGCAGACCGCGCUGCACAGCAUGAGGUAUGCACCCUACUCGAUCCCCGCCAGCGCCGCCACUGCCAACGCCGCCUUGAUGCAGGCCCAUCAGGCGCAGACCGUGGCCGCCGCUGCCCACCAUCACCAGCAGCAACAGCAGCAGCAGCACCACCACCAGCAGCAGACCCACAACGCCCACGUGGCCGCCGCCCAGCAGCAGCAGCAGAGCCACCACAGCGCCGUCUCGAAUCCCGCCUCCCAGGCUCACUCCGCGGCGGCGGCUGCCGCUCUGGCGGCCAACGCGGCGAAUGGAGCCGGUGCCGCUGGAGCCCACAGCUUGGCCGCCGCAGCCCAGCAGGCGGGACUCAUUGCCGGCAAUCCGCUGAACGCCGCUGCCGCCGCCGCCGCAGCUGCUGCCAAUCCGGCGGCUGCCUACUCGAACUACGCGCUGGCCAACGUGGACAUGUCCAGCUUCCAGGGCGUCGACUGGAGCACCAUGUACGGCAUGGGCAUGUACGUCUAAGACGCGCGUUUUGUUUGGUAAUUUGAAUGAAACACUCACUAAAAAAAAACAACACCAACCCAACCCACUCAUUCACAUAAGAACAAACACACCACCCUAGCUGUAGAUCCAUACGAAAUCCACAUGGCCCCCAUCCAUCAAUACCCAUUGAACCACACAGAAACACACUCAUCUGAAGUUGGUUUUCCUUUGAGUUUGGCUUAGUUAGUAGUCCGAUACACGGAAGGCAAAUUAAGUAUUAUAUUUAAGGCGCCCGCGGGCGAGUUCAAUAAAUACUAACUAAUUAAAUAUAUAUACAUAUAAAUAUAACAAAUCAUAAGCAAUAUAAGCAACAAACAAACAAAAGAUGAAGAAAAGCAAAGCGAAAUCAAGGAAAAACAAAAUUCAAAACCAAAAAGCAAAAAUUACGGAGCGAUAGAGAAGCAAAAGAAGAAAACACAUUAAAAAACCACCGAUUGUGAUUGCGUUUAAAUGUAGCCGUUAAUAUAUAAUUUUUAGUGCAUAAAAUAAAACCAUUAAACCUAAACCUAAACCUAAAUUAAAAUAAACAAAUGAUAAACUAACAGUAAAUAUAAACACAUAUUUAUAAAAGAGAAGGAGCAAGCAAUGAAUGUUCUAAGUUAACUCACGCACGUUCAACAAAGAAAGUCGCUCAAUAAUCGAAAGUAAAAGAAUUGUUUAUUUUUUCGGAGCGAUAAACUCAACUGAAAUGAAACGAAUGAAAAGCUCCUGCAAGGGCAGUAUUAAUUAAUCGGAUGAAACUGUAAAAGGAAACAUUUUGCUCAAGACAAAGAGUUAUUGAUUAACGUUUAAACCAAGCUAACCAACUAAGGCGAAAUACGAAACUAUUAUUUUAGAGUUGAGUUUGAAUUUAAUUCACCCAGCAUAGGUUACAGCCAAUCACCAACAAACAUCACCUACUCACGUACACGAACACUCCCCCACCCUCCUUCUUUCUAUCUCCCCAACUCGUUCUUUGUACUUAAUAAUAUAUAGUUGUAAAAAUACAAAUCCACAACGAACCUCCCAAGUUUUUGUUGUGUUCUGUGUGUGCGACUCUUGUUUGAUUUAGUUUUAAAACUAGUUUAGUCUCCACUCAAUCUCAACCAUUUGUAGCGAGUAACUACUACUGAAUAACAAUUGUUGAACAUUUUGGCAUUUGCAUAUUUUAUUCUUUAGUUCGAUUGUCAGAACGUACUCUAGACUAGCGCUUCUUUUAUAGUUCUUAAGACAUUCAAGUGAGAAUAAAGUCCUUAGGGCACUACUAAUCUCCUAGAUUUCCCAUCCCCCUUCCGAUUCGUAUUUCAUUUGCAUAACCAACCAACCAAACAACUCAUGAUCCAGGUAACAUUACUUUACUCUGUAGCUUAUUGUUUUAAAUGGCACAAUUUUAGUUCUUAAUAUUAUUUUGUAAUUACCCUUAUCUGUAGCAUUUGCAUUUGAUUUUGCAUUCGACAAGUACUUCACCCAUUGAAACCAGAACAAAAACAAAACGAAAAAAAAACCAAUUCGAAAUAAGAAGGAAACCGGGGCAGAAGCUCCUGGUUAGUUAUGUAUUUGUCUCAUUUGAUUCGCUUGCAUGUUUGAAGUUUAGUUUUAAUUACUAGUUUUCAUUUGGAAAGUAAUUCUUUGCGUAUGUAAAUAUCUAGUUUAUAUACAUUACACACACAAACACACAUUAUAUGGAAAACAAUGAAACAUUUGAAGUAAUUUUUGUGUUAAUAAAAACCAACGAACAAAACAACAAACAACUUUGCUAUGAGUGGAGCAAACCAUUUGUGUUUUCUUAUGAUUUGAAUUAAUUUGACUGUAAAUACUUGACCACAUACUAUUUUACCGUAUUAUUUGAUUUAAUUACCUCGUAAACACACACUUUUGUAUCUGUUGAUCUGUUGUUGUGCUGUGCUGUCUCUCUCUCUACUUUUCUGCUCCUCUCACCCAUGUGUAGAAUUGAUUACAUUUCGAUGCAUUUGCCAGUACCAAAAAAAAGUUAACGAAUGUGCGAUUGUGGAGAGUUGUUUUUAAUUCCCGUAGAUUUUCGCCUCGAGGGGUGAGUAUGAUGUAUUAUCGUUUUCGUAUACCAAAGAUCUUGCAUAUUAACCAAAAUUCAUUUUACAUUUGCUGGGUUCUGUUCAGGCCCGAGUCCCAUCUCCAUAUGCAGAAACUAAUUUAUUUAUUUAUUGUUUACGCUUAAGACUCUAACACAUUCCACACACACACGCUAUGGUGCCAUUUACUUAUCAAUAUUAAUAUUUAUAGUUUUUUUUAACUCCUCCGUCGGAUCUCGAUAUCAGAACAAUUGCUUUUAGCAUAAGAUUGAUUUUACCCUGCCAUCCAUGAAGAACAAAGCGACAAAUUCCUUUUUUACACGUAAUUUGUUCUAUUGACAUUCUUUAUAAAACAAACCAAAUAAAAUAUUUAUAUUUGAUUAUUGCAUUUUUCAUUAUUUGUAUUAGCCGAUAACGCAAGAAGUCAAAAAAUGCUCUCAUAGUUGCCUAUGUUUACUGUAAUUCCUCGGAACUACUUACAAAUUUUGGUUUCUUUUCCGUAUGCUUCAACAUUUAUCCAGAGCGACAAAAGCCGUAAGAUUACUUAGAUAUUUCUACUCGUAAAAGUUGCAACAGUCUGAGUUUGAUAUAAAAACAAUAUACCUCUUAUAUCCAAUGAAAUGUUUUGUUUUCCAUACUCGUACCAAAGAUAUAUACCCAAAGUAGUAGCUUGCUAAUUUUGAUAUAUAGUAAUCAGAUCGAACAUACUUAUCUAGCGCUCUCUCUAUAAAUAUAUACAUAUACAUAUAUAUUUUUUUGAUUACCAAUAUCAAUAGUUGAAUUGCUCAAUAGUAGGACUGGCUGAUUUGUAUUUUAAGAAAGAAAUCGAAAAAACACCCGUAUCACAAAAAUCACACUUCAGCCAGCCCACAAGUUUAAAAAAAAAAAUUCAAAUAAAAUCAGUUAUUUUAAUUUCUUUUCGUGUCGUUAAACGUGGUUAAAAGUUAAAUUUUGUAUGCAAAGACAUAUAGUUGAUUUUGAUUCAUUAUUUAUCGGGCUAAAAAUUACAUGAAGAACUUGUUGUAAUAUAUAUCCAACACUACACACUUCGAAUUCGAGUUUAUCAUUUCGUUUUUCUCGUAGGUUUACAACCAACUUAUUGACAUUCAGCAUAUUUAGAUGAACAUAGUUACUUAUUCCUAUAAAAUAGAUAUAUACACACAUUUAUGGAACAAAACGCAUGAUGAAACAUGUACAGUAGUCAAUUGAGUAACAUCCCCUAUAUAUACAACGGCAAUCUCCAAGAUAAUGCAGAGACAACCUCAUAUCAUCUGUCACAGUUGCUCCCCAAGCCGAGAUCCCAGAUGUCCCCCAUUAGCAAGGCAUUAGCAUUAGCUACGUACAUAUUACCUAAAUCAUACACACAUACAUCAUAUGACAAUAAGAUCAACUGUGUUUCAGCAUUCAAGUGUCAGUAUUCGUAAACCAAAUUACCUAACAAACUGAGAGAAGUACUUAUACUAUGUAAUCGACAUGGAAACCAAUCCGAGGAGCCUUUUGGAUUUGGAUUCGGAUUGGACGGUGGUUUUAGGAAUUUGAAUAGUUGGGUUAGAUAGCCUUGAAAUAUGUUCACCCGAUGCAGCAAGUGGCGAAAACUUUAUAGAUAUUUACAUGCAUAUACAGUUAGAUACAGAUACAUAUAUAUACAUACUAUGAUAUUUAGCAAGACCGUGAUAUAUUCAAUUAGUAAAACCGAAAACAAAAAAUUAUAUAUUAUAUGUAUAUAUCAAUUAUAUAUUGAGGCGUCUCUCAAAAUGUGUCAAAUUGCAUACUAAGAGUAGAAUUUUUGGUAUACCCAGGAAAACCCAGGGAAGAAAACAAAGUAAACAUUUCAUCAACUGUUGUUGUGAAGGCUAAAAAACAACGCAUAUCACUUUGAAGGUGUCAAAACCAGAGGUUUUCGAUUUUUACCCGAGAAAACCAUACGAAAGUUAAACUAAACUUGUGUAAAGAGGUUUGCUAAAGAUUCCUCCAGCGAAUCUUUUCGACCGAUCUAUAAAAACGUGAAAAUAGCGCGGACAACGAGUUUUCGUUUUGGAUAUGUAGUGUUGAUUUGAGUGACUAAUGAGGACCAAAUUUUUAGCAAAAUUCACAAAUCAGGUUAUUAGAUCUUAACAAAUAAUAGAAAAACCCAAAUUGCCUAGUUUAGUUACAAGAUUUUCAUUUUACGACCUCUCAUUUUUUGGCUUCUUGCUUAUUGGUUGGCGUUGUUAUAUUUUCUUAUAAACCAAGCGCUAUGAAAACACCGACACUAAUUAAACCAAACAAACACACACCAACACACUCUCAACGAGCUAGUCAAUUGAUGUGCAUAGGCACAAACUAAUUCUUGAAAAUAAUUGAAAAAGCGGUAAGUAAAAAGUGAAAAAUCAACAAUAAGUUUAUAAUGGAACAUUCAACCAAAGUCGAACGUACACAAUAAAAUCUAAAAGCAAUUAUUUCCCUUGACUAACCCUGGGAAAUAUAAAACAACCAACAAAACAUAUAAAUCACAUUAAAAAUGCUCUAAGUUAUCGUAUUGAGAAUUAGUUCGUAAGCUUAUAGUUAAGUCCAAGUGUUAAAUAAUUUCAAAGCAAUGCGUACAAGUAUUCGGAGAUACUUUGACGAACAAGCUAUAUAUUUAUCAAUUGCUAAAUUAUAUUUAAAUGCAUAAAAUAUUAAGAAACAGUGAAUGGCUACUUUUGCUCAUUUCAGAUGCUUAAAAAAAAGAAAAGAAAUGCUAAAUCAAAGACAACAGAAGUCGUAUUUAAACCUAAUUUAAGUGUUAAGCAAGAAAAAAAAUUAAAUAUACCACAGAAAACACAAAAUAUAUAUAUUGAAAUAAGGAACAUUUUUUCUUAUACUGCAAGGAAGUAUGAUUACUUUUACUGGCUCGUAACAUAUCAAUUAUACUGAGCUAUAUUUUGAAAGAGCAAGCAAAUUGAAACGAACGAAUUAAACACCAAGUUCAAUUGAUACAAACGAGGAUUUUUUAAGGCUAAUUAAAAGAUAAAACAAGUAAUUAUUAAACACUGAGGUGAGUAAAAUCGCUAACGAAAUUUUAGCAAAAAGCCUUGCUAAGACUUUCCUAACCGAAAACAUAACUUAGACUCGUCUUCCAGCAACUAAUUCACAUGAAAAAGUUCUUACACCAAUAGUGACAACGGGAGAAAUAAAAUUUAGGGAAAAUAGAAUUCAGUUGUUUUGUCUAAAGCCCCAAUGAUUUGGAAACAACUUAAUGGGGCGGAACGAGCUCAGCUUUUGGCUAUACUUGUUACAUGUAAUCGUAAUCAACCAGUACAAUUUUUGCAACGAGGAAUUUUAAACGAAAUCAAUCUUUUGAAGAUAAAAUCGAGCUGAGCCUUGUUUGAGAAUUUUAUUUCAGGUUCUCCUCUUAUCAAGAUCCCAAAGGAAAAGAUUAUUUAGACCUCUCACUAAAAAAUCGCAGACGGGUGGAAAGCUCUUCUUACUAACUGUUGUAAAUUUGUUUCUUGGAAUGAAGGUCAAAGAAAAAAACAAACUAUAUAAAGGAUAAGCAAGUGCAUUAUAUUGAACGAUUUGGUAAACAAUUUGAAGGCUAGCCAUAAGUUUUCACAUAUAUAAAUAUAUAUUAACGAUAUAACUUUUAGGCCUUAAGCGAACCAGUAUGAAACCCUUUAAAUUGUGUUUGGCUUGGGCUGGAAAACAUAUCAAUAGAUCAAGAAGUAUGCAGAUCUAUUGAGACGGCCAACCUUAUAUACGUUUGUUUCGAAGUGGUUAUUAUUUGUUUAUUGAAACGAAUAAAUUAUAUACAACACCCUGUAUCUUGUAAUUGUAACAUGUAACUGCUGUCGCUCUACUUCUCGCUCUAUACUUGUAGCGAUGUUUAGACACUCAUAUAUAUGCAGAAAAACAAUAUAUAAUUCUUUCGAUAUAUACAAAGGACAUGUAAACGGUAUUUACUCUUUUAGCCUAAAAAUCCCUAAAUCCAAAUCCAACCCGAGAAAAAUCAAACGAAUUGCUGAUAAAAAUAUAAUGUGAAAACCCUUUGUGUAAUUUUCCUAUUGAAAAACUUCUUGGCUAAACCCUUUUUGAAUUGAAUUGAAAUGAAUAAAUGAAAUGUGAAAGAAAAUUUUGCAAAUAGAACCCUGGUAUUUGAUUUCACAAAAAUGGAACUAAAAUAACAAAUUUUAAAUAUGUAAUUUGAACGUAGUUUGCACGAAAAUAUUUUUUCCUGUAUAAUGCACAAAAACCUGGAAAAUGUCUGUAUAACAUAUUGUAAUGUUAAUGCUUAGCGUAAGUUUAGCUGUACUUAAAUAUAUGAACUCGUUAGUUAAUAGUUGACUUAGAAACCACCGUCAUAUUAGACUUUGUAAAAUGUACUCUUAUAACGUACUCUCAGUUUCGUACUUGAUACCGAGUAACAUUGAUCGUAAAAGUAAUGGUAAUCGAUUGACUUAUUGAUUAUACAAAGCCAUAAUUAAUUCGAAGUAGUUUCUGAUCUAUAUUUUUAUAAGUUUGUACCCGGAUUUGUAUUAGACUCUUUUACAUUUCAUUGUUUUUUUUUUUAAUAGAUUUUUAUUAUAAAUUUAUACUUUAAUUCUAGUGUACAAUACUCAAGCUUUUAGUGCAGUACUUGCAGCAUUUUUUCUUUUUGUCAUUCUGAUUUGUACAUAAACUUAUAUGUGGUACACAUUUCUACUUUAAAAAUAUAUAUUUUAAAUUGCUUUGUCUUAGGCUUAGACACACAGAAGGUUAUGCAUGAUUUAUAAUAUACAGAGAAUUCUUAACUGAAAUUAAUUUUCAGCAAGCAAAACAAAGAAAAGUCUAUUUAAGAGAAUACUUAUGCGACAAUACCCUUUUUUGUGUGAACUCAAAGUUUGUUAGAGAUUAUCCUCUAAGCGAAAGGUAUAGUAAAUCAUAUGAUUCAACAAUUAACUGUCAGAUAUUAUAGGUAACUCGUCGGAGCGAGGACAACAUAUAAGCAAUAUAUAUACAUACAUAUAUAACUUUGAUACCGAUGUGUUAAUGUUGAGGCAAACUCAAGUAAUAGAUACAUAUAAAUAUAUAUAUUUGUAUUUUAAAGAUGUGCUACCAUAAGCGCGAUCUUCAACAUUGUAAUGACAACCCAAGAAGCUAACACUAAACCCUAAGCGCCGAGUUGAAAGAUGAACCAAUUUAAUGAUGCACUGACGCACACUGUGUUGUUGUGUGGGCGUAGAUAUGGAAAAUACAGUUAAAACCAAAAAGAUUAAAUAUUUUAAUUUGCAAACAAACAAAACAAAAUUAUAUACAAAACCAUCGAAAAGUUUUUAGAGUUUGCGAAGUUUUCGAAACGGUGAUUCGAAAGUUGGUUGCCCUUAGCUUCUUAUGCAGCAUAAAUACAAUAUUAUUAAAUCUUAUAUAUUAUAUAACGUAUUCAUAGAUAACGUAUAGAUUUGAUUAGAGCGUAGUACAUACAACACACUCAUUCACACAGAAACACAGACAUCAGUUGGUAUUGUGUAAACUUGAAUUUGCGUAAAAUUUGCUGUUUGACCCACACGAAACUCAAACCAAACUCAUCUUAAAUGUUGCAGCGUAUUAAUAUAAUUAAUUAUAUACUAUAUACAUAUAUACCACAAUAAAUGUUUCACAUAAAAUAA
Messenger RNA from Drosophila ficusphila, 10066 nucleotides. It is a transcript of the gene msi, whose product is annotated as RNA-binding protein P. NCBI's taxonomy places the organism in Eukaryota, Metazoa, Arthropoda, Insecta, Diptera, Drosophilidae. The record is from RefSeq and is a predicted model, not a curated record. The transcript has 5 exons. The coding region runs from base 598 to 2415 and encodes 605 amino acids. Gene Ontology annotation, cellular component: cytoplasm. Gene Ontology annotation, molecular function: RNA binding.